UCUCAUCCAUUUUCCCUCCUUAAUUCCCCUUCACGCCUUCACGUCCACCUUGUCCCAAUCUCCAACUCCUUCCCCCCUCCUCUCUUUUCUUUUCUAUCUCCAACACCAACACUGACCAAAACGACGCCGUUUCGUAAGCUUCCAUUAACCGCAAUUCGGAACUCCACACUCACAUAUUCUCCAGUUCCAUUCCUUCCACGGUUUCCUUUUUCCCCUUUCUAGCUCUCAUAUUCCGCUUGCGCCAAACUAUUUUUAUAACGCUGAUUGCGACCCGAAUUAAUCUUUAUCCAUUGCGUUGAAGCAAUUCAUGUGGCGUCCACUUCACUUACGUGGAUUUCCAAACACUAUACAUGAGAAAACUCCGUUAAUCUGAAUCCAUUGUUGAUUAUUCAUUCCUCCAAGUCCAGACAAAAAGCAAAACAACGCGCUUAUUUCUAGAUCUCAGCUUUCUCGAUUCUCCUUUUCCCAAGCGAUUCCGAAUCCCCGAAAAAAAACAACAAUAACACACGAUUCCUUUCUUCUCUCCCAAGAUGAUCAAGAUGAAUCUCGUUGCGGCGUUCGCAUUCUUGUGUCUAUUCACGGUGGAGCCAUGGCGCGUUUGCUCGCAACAACAACAACAGAGGCUUCUCGUGAACAUGACGCUCGUUCCAAGCGCUCGUGCUAGUGGCGCUCUUUGUUUGGACGGAAGUUUACCGGCGUAUCACUUGCACAGAGGAUUUGGAGCUGGUAAAGACAACUGGCUUCUACAAUUUGAGGGAGGUGGAUGGUGUAAUGACUUGAAAUCAUGCUUGGAUAGAGCCAAAACUCGGAGGGGUUCAACACGUUAUAUGACCAAGUGGGAGGUGUUCUCCGGUAUUUUAAGCAAUAAUGCCACCCUUAAUGCAGAUUUUUACAAUUGGAACCGUGUGAAGCUGAGAUAUUGUGAUGGGGCUUCAUUUACUGGAGAUGCUGUGUUCACUAACAAGACAACAACUCUUCAUUUCAAAGGGCAAAAGAUUUGGGAAGCCAUUAUUCGCGACCUUUUACCACUGGGUUUGGGAAAGGCACGGAAGGCUUUGCUUUCAGGUUGCUCAGCAGGAGGUUUAGCGACCUUUCACCAUUGUGACAACUUCGCCAAGUAUUUGCCAACGAAUGCUAGUGUUAAAUGCUUGAGUGAUGCCGGUUUUUUUCUUGACGAAAGAGAUAUCAGUUUGAAUCAUACUAUGAGGUAUAAUUUCAAAAGUCUAGUUCAAUUGCAGGGGAUAGAGAAGAACCUGAAUGGAAAUUGUACCAGAGCACUGUACUUUCCUGACUUGUGCUUCUUUCCACAAUAUGCGUUGAGAUACAUAUCAACGCCAUAUUUUAUUUUGAACUCUGCCUACGAUGUAUUCCAGUUCAGUCAUAUUUUGGUGCCACCCUCUGCUGAUAUGCACGGACACUGGAAACAAUGCAAGGCGAACCUGGCGGAGUGUACAGCAGACCAAAUUGAUACACUGCAAGGUUUUAGGCUUGACAUGCUUGGAGCUUUGAGACCGUUCUAUAUGAAUUCAAGAAGAGGGGGGAUGUUCAUAAAUUCAUGUUUUGCUCAUUGCCAGAGUGAACUACAAGAAACAUGGUUUGGGGAUGAUUCUCCGAGAAUAAACAAUAAGACUAUUGCAGAAGCGAUUGGUGAUUGGUAUUUUAGUAGAAACAUAAGCAAGGAAAUAGAUUGUGCAUAUCCUUGUGAUGCAACUUGUCAUAAUCUUAUACCGUAAGCUCAGGUAAUGCCUUGUAUAAAAUUAUGUACAAAUUCUCUUGACAUCUUUAUGACUUUUAAGCUCCAUUAUCUGACUCAAUUUGAAGUAUUGCAGGUUAGUUGGAAGAUUAAACUGAACAUUUUUUCCUCAAGCUUCUCUAUUUCUCAGAGAAGUUAUGAUAGUUCUCUGAAAAAGAAUUAAGAGACAUUUUUCGUAGACAGCCAGUCAGCCAUACAAGUACAGUGAAUGCUAGACAGAUAGAAAAUUCUUUGAUAGGAACAAGAAAGGGAUAAAGAAACCAAAAGAAAAAAAAAUGUGGUUUGAAUGAUGUUAAUUAUUGUUUAUUCAUUACAAAAUAUUUUAUUACUUAAUAAAAUCAAUUGGUUUUUCUUAUUUUC
This is a messenger RNA of Glycine soja, 2113 nucleotides long. Its product is annotated as pectin acetylesterase 9-like. NCBI's taxonomy places the organism in Eukaryota, Viridiplantae, Streptophyta, Magnoliopsida, Fabales, Fabaceae. Bases 531 to 1733 code for a protein of 400 amino acids. The transcript is spliced from 12 exons. Gene Ontology annotation, molecular function: hydrolase activity. The record is from RefSeq and is a predicted model, not a curated record.